Messenger RNA from Microsporum canis CBS 113480, 1968 nucleotides. Its product is annotated as alkaline phosphatase family protein. NCBI's taxonomy places the organism in Eukaryota, Fungi, Ascomycota, Eurotiomycetes, Onygenales, Arthrodermataceae. The transcript has 2 exons. The coding region runs from base 1 to 1968 and encodes 655 amino acids. The record is from RefSeq and is a predicted model, not a curated record.
AUGCGGCGGUAUCAGGAAAUACUUAUAGCUACCUGCUCGACGAUCAUCAGGCUCCUAUCAUACAUCUUUCUACGCUGGAUUCCUGCCCAUCAUGCGCCCCCAAUCACAGUGUCUACCCUUUGCAUAUAUCUAAGCUUACUAUGGGCGACAUCCUCGAGUUCAGCGUCCAACGGUCCCUCCCAGAAUGGCCGGAUCGAGCAGCGUACAACGACAUCCAAGUCCAAACAGCCGACCACGGAAAGCACAUCGCAGAAUGGACGGAAUAGAGAGGUUUCGGUGAUACGGUCCCUUUUAACAGGCUUGCCGUGUACCAACUCGAAGCUCGUUAGCUGGACUACUAUCGGUGCCAACGUCCUGCUUAAUAUCUUUGUGCUUGAUUUCGUCUUCCGGGGCUCCGUUUUACAUCCUACGGCGAACCUUUCGUUCUCUCGGGUGGGAUAUGUGUCCUCAGACAGUGUAAAGAUCCUUGUUCGAGAGCCGGAUCCGGAAAACCUGCCGUUGCAAGUAUAUCAUCGUGUAAAAGAUGACCCUCAGCCGGAACUUUGGAUGGAGGCCGAAACAAUACACGUACUGAACGAUACGACGGACUAUACAUUUCCUAUUGUCAUUGAUGGCCUACAGCCUACCACGAGGUACCAGUACCUGCUAUCUAAUAAUCUGUCUGGAGAAUUCACCACAGCUGCGGCGCCAGGCUCAUUGGAAUCAACUCGACUCAAUUUCUGGACAACCAGCUGCAUCAAGGCGAACUUCCCUUACAACCCACUAUCUCACCCGUUUAGAAUCCCUGGAAUCGAGACACUUUCCCAGGUGUAUUCCAAGAUAGACCGGCAGGCUAUUCCUUCGUUUAUGCUCUUCCUCGGUGAUUUUAUUUACAUCGAUGUUCCCCUCCGGUUUGGUUCCGCUAUAAAACAUUACAGAGAUGAGUAUCAAAGAGUCUACUCGUCUCCAAGCUGGCACGUUGGCGAGAACCCAGCUAUCGACCUGCCUUGGAUUCAUAUGCUGGAUGAUCAUGAGAUUGAGAACGAUUGGCAUGAUGGUAAUGUCACCGAACCAUACCCGGCUGCCAUUGACCCAUAUCUUCACUACCAUGUGAGCGUCAACCCUCCAAAAGCACAAUACUCUCAUGCAAUUCAUGAAAACACGACCUAUUUUUCCUUCACUCGAGGCCCUGCAUCGUUCUUUAUCCUGGACUCGAGAACAUACCGUUCCCCCCCUGGAUUGGACAACUCGACUAUGCUUGGAUACGCUCAACUCCAGUCUCUACUCGAUUACAUCUCUCGUCCCGAGCCGGCCGGAGUCCAAUGGAAGAUAAUCAGCAGCAGCGUACCAUUUACCAAGAACUGGCAUAUAGGGACACCCGACACCUGGGGAGGCUACUUGAACGAACGUGAGGUUCUCCUAGAGGCCAUGUGGCGCGCUGAGCGUACACUCGGAACUAGGAUCGUCCUACUUAGUGGCGACAGACAUGAAUUUGCGGCUACGAAAUUCCCAAAUCCGAGCACCAAAUUGAUGAAUUCCGCAUCUUCAUCCCUUUCGAACGGAGCGGGACAGGGAAUUUAUGAAUUCUGUGCUGGUCCACUGAGCCAAUUCUACCUCCCCAGUAGCUCCUAUUACCAAACUGAUGACAAGGAUGUAGCCAUCAAGUAUGUUCCGAAUGGGAACUUCAAGUUUGGCGCUGUCGAUAUUGAGACCCGCCCAGAUGGAGAGUCUGUCCUGAUAUAUACAUUAUACGUGAGCGCGGAGCCUGUAUGGCAAUACAAGCUUUCUAUACCGCGUAAUAUAAAGAAGGGAGAAGCCGAAUUCCCAGACGGUGAAGUGAUAUAUGACCUAGCUGAUCUUCCAGAGGGGAAGCUGGACGAGGGAAUCCGAAUAUUCUGGGGAGUUUUAUAUUGGGCGAAUACACAGAUCACGACACUUUCAAGAAUAUUCAGAGGCUUCCUUCUAAAAACUGAAAGGCUUGAUGAGUGA